Messenger RNA from Solanum tuberosum (potato), 1184 nucleotides. RefSeq lists its product as uncharacterized. The record is from RefSeq and is a predicted model, not a curated record. Lineage: Eukaryota; Viridiplantae; Streptophyta; Magnoliopsida; Solanales; Solanaceae. Bases 119 to 979 code for a protein of 286 amino acids. Gene Ontology annotation, biological process: miRNA processing; mRNA splicing, via spliceosome. The transcript has 3 exons.
GGAAUUUGAAACAUUUUCUCCUAUCUUUCCACUUCAACCUUCAAAUUUCCAGCAACAUACAAGCACACCCUCCAACCCUAAAACCCCCAAAUAUACUUGUAGCCUGUAGAUAUAAAGAAUGGAGGAAUCAGAAAAGAGAAAGGAGAGGCUGAAAGCGAUCCGAAAGGAAGCUGCAGAGGCUGGAGAUAACAAUGAAGAACAAAAUUCUAUUGGAGGACCCCUUGAUCACGGCCUUACCAAUCCAUUGAUUGAAACUCCUUCAGCUGCCUCUGGGAAGGAUGAGCCAAGGCCUAGAUUUGACUACUACACUGACCCCAUGGCAGCUUUCUCUGCCAACAACAAAAUGAACAAUCUCAGCCCUCAGGUUUCACAACCGUGUAACACGUCUCCAAGACCUAUGAAUGAUGGUUCUCCAGUUUAUCAUGCUCAAUGCAACUAUAACUCGGCUCAAAGAACGUAUCGGCCACGAGGAGUCAAUGCCAUUCCUCUUGGAAUCCGUAGGAAAACUAAUCCCUUUUGCACCCCACCGGGGAACUCCACUUUGGAUAGCUCUCUUGGCACACCUAACAACUACUCUUUGCCUAAUUCACCGCAAAUUGGUGGCGUUUCCAGCCAUGGUUCUCCUCAAGUUAGUGGAGCUGGUAGUCAAUAUGGGCAAGGUAGCCCCUACCAAGGUUCAGGAUUCAGAAGCAAGGCUUACCAAGGUUCAAGAGGAGGCAAGGGUAGAUUCAAAUUUUACUAUCAUAAGUCAAUGGUGGAAGACCCAUGGAAAGCAUUGAUGCCGGUUAUUUGGAAGCCACGUGGCGAUACACAGGACUGUCUGAAAUCCUGCCUUCCCAACUCCAUCAGUGCAAAAAGGGCUAAACUUGGAGAGACUCCAACAAAAUCCACUCCCCAGAAAAGCCUCGCUGAAUAUCUGGCUGCCGCAUUCAAUGAAGCAGCUGGCGAAGACACUGUGAAUAAUCAAUCUAACACAUAAAGCUUUUGAUGCUUGAACUUUUUAGUUAUUUUUAUGUCUUAUACUCCUGUAGUUUCUGCAAAUAGUAAGUUCAGCUAUAGUCCAAACCAAAUCUGUAUAGUUUCCUGCUCAUUUUAAGCUAUCAUCGACGCCUAAUAAGUUCCAAUCCAUGUCAAUAUUGACCAGCUCUUGAUAUCCUUGGAGUGAAACAGAUUUUAUGCACUCA